This is a messenger RNA of Thrips palmi, 1606 nucleotides long. RefSeq names its product probable ATP-dependent RNA helicase DDX47 (gene pths). Gene Ontology annotation, molecular function: nucleic acid binding; ATP binding. NCBI's taxonomy places the organism in Eukaryota, Metazoa, Arthropoda, Insecta, Thysanoptera, Thripidae. The record is from RefSeq and is a predicted model, not a curated record. The transcript has 9 exons. Bases 103 to 1512 code for a protein of 469 amino acids.
UUGUUCUUCGCAGGAACGUGUGGUUUGUUGUUGUGCACAAGUGUGAAGUCGUGAAGUCAAGACUCUUCUGUUAUUUUUUGCCUUUCGUAAACCAGUAACAGAAUGGAGGGAAUGGAGGAUACGAUUAAUGAAGUUGAAACCGAAACUGAAACUGUCACCUUCAAGGAUUUGGGUGUUGUCGACGUGCUAUGUGACGCCUGUGAGAAACUGAAAUGGACCGCACCAUCGAAAAUUCAGAGAGAAGCUAUUCCAGUCGCUCUUCAAGGUAAAGAUGUCAUAGGUCUAGCAGAGACUGGCUCGGGUAAAACAGGCGCAUUCGCUCUCCCCAUUCUUCAAGCACUUCUCGAAAAUCCUCAAAGAUAUUUUGCUCUAGUUCUGACUCCUACGAGAGAAUUGGCUUUUCAAAUUAGUGAACAGUUUGAGGCAUUAGGUGCCAGCAUUGGUGUCAAGUGUGCUGUAAUUGUGGGUGGAAUGGACAUGAUGGCACAGUCUUUAAUGCUUGCAAAAAAGCCUCAUAUUUUGAUUGCCACACCUGGACGACUUGUUGACCAUCUAGAAAACACAAAAGGGUUUAAUCUGCGAGCAUUAAAGUUUUUAGUCAUGGAUGAGGCAGAUAGAAUUUUGAAUAUGGACUUUGAAGUUGAAGUUGAUAAGAUCCUCAAGGUUAUACCUAGAGAGCGCAGAACUUUCCUUUUCUCAGCAACCAUGACUAAAAAAGUCCAAAAACUUCAAAGGGCGUCCUUGACCGAUCCAGUGAAAGUUGAAGUUUCAUCAAAAUAUCAAACAGUUGAUAAACUCCAACAAUCCUAUUUAUUUAUUCCUGCUAGGUUCAAGGAUGUUUAUCUUGUUCAUAUUCUCAAUGAAAUGGCUGGAAAUUCAUCUAUGAUAUUCUGUUCAACAUGUAGUAAUACGAUGAGAACAGCCCUUCUACUGAGGAGUUUAGGCAUGAUGGCUGUGCCUCUGCACGGACAAAUGUCACAGAACAAGCGUCUUGCUGCGUUGACAAAGUUUAAGGCAAAAUCCAGAUCCAUACUUAUAUCAACUGAUGUUGCUAGCAGAGGUUUGGACAUACCCCAUGUAGAUGUUGUUAUCAAUUUUGACAUUCCCAUGCACAGUAAGGACUACAUCCACCGUGUGGGCAGAACAGCAAGAGCAGGUCGUGCUGGUAAAGCUGUAACCUUCGUCACUCAGUAUGAUGUAGAGCUUUAUCAAAGAAUAGAGCAUCUGAUUGGCAAGCAACUGCCUUUAUACAAAACGGAGGAGGAAGAAGUGAUGCUUCUGCAAGAAAGAGUAGCAGAAGCCCAGCGUGUAGCCAAAAUGGAAAUGAAAGAUCAAGAUGAAAAGAAGGGAGGAAAACGGAAGAGAGGUGAUGGAGAGGAUGAUGACAUGGAAACAUCAAGUGGAGUAAGAAAACGGUUGAUGGGAAAGAAGGGUGGAAAGUUCGGGGGAGGGAAGGGUGGCAAGGGUGCGAGAGGUGGCAAGGGUGGGGGUGCAAAAGGGAAGCGUCACUGAUUAUUUUUAAUGUGUUCUGUGAACCAUAAUUUUUUCCUUUUUUGUAUUAUGCAAAUAGCACAAGGAUGUAAUUGAAUAAAUGUAUAGGAAUCCA